This is a messenger RNA of Salvia splendens (bonfire salvia), 2389 nucleotides long. RefSeq lists its product as uncharacterized. The transcript has 9 exons. The record is from RefSeq and is a predicted model, not a curated record. Bases 1547 to 2227 code for a protein of 226 amino acids. NCBI's taxonomy places the organism in Eukaryota, Viridiplantae, Streptophyta, Magnoliopsida, Lamiales, Lamiaceae.
AAUUUAAUAUAGUCUAAUCUCGCGUAAUUUAUUAAAAGUGGCAAUACGAUGGAGAUAACCUUCGUAGCAGGCAGAGAAGCACGCAGAUUAUUACAAUGUUUUGCUAGAAUGACGUUUACGACAUGCCAGAGGUAUUACGUUUAUACGACUUUUAACUACAAUGUUAAACGACAUGAGGAAGCUGCUUGGAAGACAAGAUGAUGGAGAAAUUCUUUAUUCGAAGGACGCAAGCAAAUUUCGGGACGAAAUUUUUGUUAAGAUGGGUAGAUUGUAACACCCCGACUUUUUCUACCCUUUUAUUGUAUUCUUGAAAGGACCGUCGUUUGUGCACUUAAAAAAUUUUCGACCUUGUUUCUUUUGUCGAGAGAAGAAUUUUACAUUUUGGGCUUAAACCAUUAUCCUUUCCUAACCCAAUUUUCUUUAUUACUUAAAGAGGAAACUUUAUUUUAAGCCCAAAUCAUCUUUUUAUUUCUCUUCAUGAGCCCACUUUAAAUCUGCAGCCCAAUCACUAUUGAAUGCCACUUUUCACUCGUCAACUAUUAUGUUCCACAAAAUCCGGAACAAAUCGGUUUCUAUCUCCCCCCAUGAUCUCAUGAAAUCGGUUUAUACCUAUACAUAUCUCUCCCUGACUCCACAUUUUAUCAGAUCAAUCGAUUCCAGAAAAAAAAUCAGAGAGCUAGAAAUUAGAGAAAGAGAUGGCAGACGCUGUGUUUUGAGAGAGAUUGGAUGGAGGGAGAAGAGAUGACGACGGAGUGGUCCACGGGCUCGGCGACGGCGGAUAACAGCCGGUGAAUACGGAACCGAAGGCUGUCCGGUUCGGCAACAGCUGCCGCGACUCACGGCGGCGCUGCGAUGCGAGAGAACUGAGAGAGAAGCCACUGCAGUUUCUUCCUUCCAACGAGUUUGAAAUCUGAGAGGAUCGUGAUUUCAAUUUCCAUGUUUGUUGACAAAUUCUUUUAUGCGAAGGCGAUUCCUUGCAAGCGAGAUGUGAUAUCAAGGGAAGGAAAAUAAUUUCGAAUUAAGGCCUUAAGCAAACGAGCUUCAAAGCGUGGGAGGUCACAAACCAACGAUGAAGAAGAAAUGCUUGCCAGAAAGAAACAUGAUAAAGGAAAGAGUGUUAAAGAUAUUAGUUAUAAAGUUCCUUCGUGUGAUGAAAUUAAAAGUUCAAUUAGGGAGGCUGCAGAUGCUAUUAGUAAAAUGAUGAGGUAUAUAAAGGAUGCUCCAGCAAAUACCAAUGACACCAAUUGCUUCAAAGUUGCAGCUAUAAAUGCACUAAAGAUGGUUGGUGUGGAGGUUGAUCAAGGGGACCAAGCUGUGUCUAAGCCAAUUGAAAACAUGACACAAGCUAUGGAAGAGGAUCAAGAAGAUGAUCCAGAAUGGAUUCAGCUUAUGGAAAAAAUGAUGGAAGCCCAUGAUGAAAAAUGCAAAUUAGUGAAUGAAGGCACAUCAAUUUUGCCUGAUAUUAACUUGGGAAAGAAACCAGAGACAAAUGAUUAUAAUCCCUCAACCGAAAUAGUAGUUUACAAUCCAGACAUGGAUUGAACAAAUGGAGAGGAUGGUCCAGGCCAAAACCAAGUUUACCUUGAAGGAGUCACAAAUCUUUUUGAGGAUUAUGACAACAUAUGAAUCAAAUGAGGACGCCAUAGUGUAUGAUGAUAAUGUCAUAACGGUAACAAAAAGAGAAUUAUGUUCACUAUUGCCAUGUACGCUAAUAGAAGUUGGUGUGAUCAGUGCAUGGGCUUCUUAUUUGAAUAAUAUGGAAGGAUACAUGGCUCUAUCUUCAUCAAGGCGCCUCUUUUUCACAACAUACACAUCCCUGUAUACAAUUGUUGACCGGCCUUAUGGGGUCGACCUCAUGACUCUAUUUGAUAGAUUCUGUGAUAAUUUACAAACUGAGGUUGAACAAAUUCCGUAUUUCAAAUGGGACGAUGUAGAUUUGGUGUUCUUUCCAAUAUGUGCUGUAGAACAUUACUAUACCAUAUGCUUCAGAUUUAGUACUAAAAGUAUAGUGGUGAUUGACAAUUCGAAGAAUGCUGACGAUGAGGACGUAUUAAUCAAAUAUGGUGGCAUACCUGGAAAUGCGAGAUUGUUUUUUUGUCAUUUUUUGACAAAAAUGGGGUAUCACAACCAAAGCAAAUCAAUAAAGUAUGCGAGCAUAGUAAGGCUCAAAAUGCCUUGGAGAACAACAUUCGGCACCUGCGGAUCUUGGUGGCGGAGGGCGUGCUAGUCCCCCUUCAUUGGCGCGGUUGCGCCCCGGCCGUUGACUUCAUGCCUUUAGCUCCUCCUCACCGGCGAGUUCUACGGUCACUGCAAGUGCUAUGGCAUCCACCCGACGAUCCUUGGGUGAAGCUGAACACCGAUGGGGCCUUUAUCACCUCGACGGGACAGG